GAGGAAGUACAGGUCAAUUUUACUGGGAUUUCACUGGGAAGUAAUUUUGCACACUAGGAACGUUGGAGUCUGACAUGACAACAUAACAGACUGUUUAGACAAAAUAAACAAAUUAUAGCCAAAAAGUAUUGAUAGAACUGGACACCUGGAUACACAUACAGUAUAUAGACAAGAUGUUGAAGAAAGAGGGAGGGAUGGAGAGCAGCGAGGGAUCCGGAUCUCGAGUGUUGAGUGAGUUGCUGUCGGUCCGUGAGAACGCUCUGCUCUUCUUACUGCUGGGGCCCCAGUGUCAGGCAGAGACCUCUGCUGUGGCUCAGGUGGUCCUUGCCUCAGGGUCAGGCUCAGGACAUCAGGUGUGGAGCUCCAGGGGCUCUGGGGUGUUGUGUCUAGUCAAAGACCUCUCCAUGUGCUCUUAUUUUCUACGUCUCUACUGUGUUAAGCGAUCUACAUUACUAUGGGAACAAGAACUGUAUAUUCAAUUUAAGUACACUGCAGUCUGCCCCUUCUUCCACACUUUUCCCUCAGAUGACUGCCAAGCAGGUAUAAACUUUGCAGAUGAGGCAGAGGCAGAAAGGUUCCAUGCUGCUAUGGUGAAACAAAUCCAAAGAGCCCAAGAGAGAAGGAGUGAGUGGACACAGAUGACCCAUAAUAACAGACUGCAAAACUCAGCAGGCAAUUUCUCCAGACAGGAACAAGGCAGGCCUGGGAGCAGUACAUCUGUUCACUCAGAACAUGAAGAAACUAUGGAUCCGGAGACAGGCUUCAGUCUUGAUAAUAUAACUCCAUCUAUGAAGAAGCUGUUAAGGGAGGCAGGGUUUAGUGAGGAGGACCUGAAGGACAGAAACACUUACAAGGUCGUCUGCCACAUCAUUGACAGAUUUGGGGGACUGGAGACUAUCCAGAAGGAGAUGGGGAGCAAAGGUCCAGGCGUCCAGACCCUACCCCGGUCAUUUGGGGCUUCCCUUACUUUGGCCCUCAAGAAAGGACCUUUGCCACCAGUGCCGUCCUUCAAACCCACCAGCCGAAAAUCUCUGCCCCCCUCCAUCCCCCAGCCUUCCUCCACACCACCUCCCCCACCCCCUGAGAGGAUCAAAAAGAGCUACAGUUGCAAACCAAUGAGCUCACCUAUAGCUGGUGAGUCUGACCUCAUCCUAACUUCCCUGCGAGAGGCCUUCCAAAAGAGAUUGAAACUACAGCACCAUACAGGUACUAGGAGUGACCUGUCGGAACAGGAUUCAGACUGUGGAUUGAAGCUGUAGAAAUACCAGAGGAUAUACCUGGAAACCCCAAAGUGAAAAACCAAAUAUGCUUCAUAUUUAUUGCUUCAGGAGCAUAGGGCUUUCAUAGAUAAAAUACAUUGUGGUGGUUAAUUAUAGCCUGUCUCUAGAGUGUGAUAAUUGAAUCGUUAUGGAGCUUGACCUGGUGAUUGUCAAAAUACAAACAAUUCCACAAGUAAAUAAAGAUGAUA
Messenger RNA from Hypomesus transpacificus, 1468 nucleotides. RefSeq names its product neural Wiskott-Aldrich syndrome protein. The transcript has 10 exons. NCBI's taxonomy places the organism in Eukaryota, Metazoa, Chordata, Actinopteri, Osmeriformes, Osmeridae. Gene Ontology annotation, biological process: actin filament organization. The record is from RefSeq and is a predicted model, not a curated record. Bases 174 to 1259 code for a protein of 361 amino acids.